This is a messenger RNA of Balaenoptera ricei (Rice's whale), 1462 nucleotides long. Its product is annotated as RB1-inducible coiled-coil protein 1-like. NCBI's taxonomy places the organism in Eukaryota, Metazoa, Chordata, Mammalia, Artiodactyla, Balaenopteridae. Gene Ontology annotation, molecular function: molecular adaptor activity; protein kinase binding. Gene Ontology annotation, biological process: autophagosome assembly; positive regulation of protein phosphorylation; reticulophagy. The transcript has a single exon. The coding region runs from base 472 to 1296 and encodes 274 amino acids. Gene Ontology annotation, cellular component: Atg1/ULK1 kinase complex; phagophore assembly site membrane; extrinsic component of membrane. The record is from RefSeq and is a predicted model, not a curated record.
GUCAUUGCAUCACCAAGCAUUUGAAGUAGAAAGAGGCCUGAAAGAAGAAUUGGCUGAACUGCAGAGUAAACUGGACUCAGAAUUGAGUGCUCUUGAGAAACAAAAAGAUGCUAAAAUCACCCAAGAAGAAGAGAAAUACGAAGCUAUUUUCCAGAAACUUGAAAAAGACAAAGAGGAAUGUGUCACGAGGCACGAACAGGACCGAGACCAGCUGAUUCAGAGGCUUAAUUGUGAAAAAGAGGCAGCUAUUGAGACUGCCCGUAAAGAAAUGAACUUGGAAAGAGAAGCUGUUGAGAAGGAGUUGUUAGAAAAAUUUAAACAUCUUAAGAGUCAAAUAGCAAAAAUCAUACCAUUGAAUCUACCAAAGAAGAUUCUUCAAGCCUAGUCGCUGAACUUCAAGAAAAGCUCCAGGAAGAAAAAGCUAAGUUUCUAGAACAACUUGAAGAACAGGAGAAAAGAAAAAACGAAGAAAUGCAGAAUGUGCGAACAUCUUUGAUUGCUGAACAACAGACCAAUUUUAAUACUGUUUUAACAAGAGAGAAAAUGAGAAAAGAGAACAUAAUCAGUGAUCUCAGUGACAAGCUAAAAAGCACGAUGCAGCAGCAAGAGUGGGACAAAGAUUUGAUCGAGUCCCUGUCCGAGGACCACGCGCGCUUGCUGGAGGAGAAGAAGAGGUUGGAGGAGGAGGUCAGCCGGCUGCGGGGCGGCGGGCCUGUCCCCUCCCCGGGGGUGGCCACCGCCCCCGAGCUGUAUGGGGCCUGUGCGCCCGAGCCCCCGGUGGAGGCCCCGGAUGCCCUCGGCGAAGGCAGGCUGGACUCAGCACUGGAGACCAGCAUGAUGUCUGUCCGAGAAAACGUCCACAUGCUCUCUGAAGAAAGGCAGAGGAUAAUGCUGUUGGAACGAACACUACAGUUGAAAGAAGAAGAAAACAAGCGGUUGAAUCAGAGACUGAUGUCUCAGAGCAUGUCCUCCGUAUCCUCAAGGCAUUCGGAAAAGAUAGCUAUUAGAGAUUUUCAGGUGGGAGAUCUGGUCCUCAUCAUCCUGGACGAACGCCAUGACAAUUACGUGCUCUUCACCGUGAGUCCCACCUUGUACUUCCUGCACUCGGAGUCGCUGCCUGCCCUGGACCUCAAACCAGGUGAGGGGGCCUCAGGUGCAUCUCGAAGACCAUGGGUCCUUGGAAAAGUGAUGGAGAAGGAGUACUGUCAGGCCAAAAAGGCACAAAACAGAUUUAAAGUUCCUUUGGGGACAAAGUUUUACAGAGUGAAAGCUGUGUCAUGGAAUAAGAAAGUAUAAUUUAUGGAAGAAAUUGAGGCAUUCUGUGACGUUUUUCUGAUCUGUCCCAACAGUGCUCAUUCAUCACUCAAAAAACAGGCCAUCUUUUUAUAUACAAGUCAACACGACAGCAUACUUCUUUAGUGUAUAUAAUUUACUUUUUACCUGGCUACAUUUUAGGAACAAU